Messenger RNA from Drosophila subobscura, 1126 nucleotides. RefSeq lists its product as uncharacterized. NCBI's taxonomy places the organism in Eukaryota, Metazoa, Arthropoda, Insecta, Diptera, Drosophilidae. The transcript is spliced from 2 exons. Bases 188 to 1126 code for a protein of 312 amino acids. The record is from RefSeq and is a predicted model, not a curated record.
CUCAGAAUUGUAUAGUGCGAUAUAUCGACUGCUCUGUUCGACCAUCCAAACUUCGUUAAAAAGAAAAAAAUAGGAUUUUUAAGUUUAGGUAAGUAAGUCCCCAACGACAAAACAAUAGAAAUAAUAAUUGUUCAACGCAAGUUACCAGUAUACCCAUAGCUGUAUAAAAACAAAAAAAAUUGUAGACAUGUCGAAAUUUGGCUACGGAAACUUUGCAAUGCUCAAGUUCUUGGAGGCUUACAAGGAGCAGCCUUGCUUGUACGACCCCAAAAUGGAUAACUACAAGAACCGUAUGGCCCGCGAGAAGGCCUACGCUGCGAUGAUCGAAAACCUCAACUCUCCAAAUAUUUCGAUCAAAGAUGUCAAGCGGAAAAUCAAGAGCAUUCGCACCGUCUACACCAAGGAGUUGGGCAUUCGCAGGUGCUUCGCGGAGAAGGGCAGGCCCUACGAAACGAAGCUCCAGUGGUUCCGUGUGGCCGACACCUUUCUAAGAAAGGUAUCGAAUUCGCAUCCCAGAAACCGCAAGAAAACGCCAACAAAGAACUUAGCAGCACUCUUCGACUCCAAUACAGACAUUAGUACGAGCGAGGAUGCCAUAGAACAGGAUGACAGCUUUGUAGAAUCCAUUGAGCAAAUUUCUGUGGCGCCGUCCACUCUCAAUGCCUUCCGCACACAGAAGACUUCCACGCCAAAUUGCAGCGCACGACCAUUGUCAUUCGAGCUUACUAUUGAUAAUUCCAUUUCAGUGGAUAACUCAAAGGUGGAGGAGGAAUGUUCGAGCCAAAGCCCACCCAUUUUCAGGCCUUCAGGAGCUGAACUAUACCGCACCGUUCAGUCGGAUUCGGAGCGGCAGGACGAUCCAUCAGCACCAGCAGCACAAGAACCACUAGCACCACCACCACCACCAUCAGUUGUGUCAGGGGCAAUUGUCGCUUCGCAUCCCGAUGAUGAUUUUACGCACUUUGCCCUAGGCAUUGCCUCGCAGCUGCGGAAGAUACCCAAUCCGGCCGCCGUCGCAUGGGCCAAGGUGCGCAUGCAGCAAGUUGUCUACUCCGCCGAGACUGGAGCCAUGGAAAGCUCCGCAAGGAACUUUUCAAGGGACCCAAAUUUCGUAUCUCCGGUCUAG